GAGCGGAGAGAUUCUAGUGUUGUUAACGAUAUGGUCUGCUGAGUUAAACAAACAAACAAAGAUAGUCCCCUGUUGUGAUCUCUCUGUACACCCCCGAUGGACGCUUACUCCUCCUUCUCUUCAUCGGCGGCGAUGGCCCAGCAAACGUGGGAGCUGGAGAACAACAUCGUCACAAUGGAGACGCCGCCCCCGUCGGACUCCGACGCCAUCUUCUACUACGACGAGGCGGCUCAGGCCAAGUUCCAGCAGGAGAAACCCUGGGUUAACGACCCCCACUAUUUCAAAAGGGUCAAGAUCUCAGCCCUAGCACUCCUCAAGAUGGUCGUGCACGCUCGCUCUGGUGGCACCAUCGAGGUCAUGGGCCUCAUGCAGGGAAAGACCGACCGCGACGCCAUCAUCGUAAUGGACGCGUUCGCGUUGCCCGUUGAAGGGACCGAAACUAGGGUUAAUGCUCAGGCCGAUGCGUACGAGUACAUGGUCGAUUACUCGCAGACCAACAAGCAGGCGGGAAGAUUGGAAAAUGUUGUUGGGUGGUACCAUUCUCAUCCUGGUUAUGGAUGCUGGCUUUCUGGCAUUGAUGUUUCAACUCAAAUGCUCAAUCAACAAUUUCAGGAGCCAUUUUUGGCAGUGGUUAUUGAUCCAACAAGAACUGUUUCUGCUGGAAAAGUUGAGAUUGGGGCGUUCAGGACAUACCCAGAAGGAUAUAAGCCUCCAGAUGAUCCUGUCUCUGAGUAUCAGACCAUCCCAUUGAACAAGAUUGAAGAUUUUGGUGUGCAUUGUAAACAGUAUUAUUCAUUGGACAUCACAUAUUUCAAGUCAUCUCUUGAUUGCCACCUCUUGGAUCUACUAUGGAAUAAGUAUUGGGUGAAUACCCUUUCUUCUUCUCCUUUACUUGGUAAUGGAGACUAUGUUGCUGGACAAAUUUCAGAUCUGGCUGAAAAGCUGGAGCAAGCUGAAAAUCAAUUGGCUCAUUCACGCCUUGGUCCCUUAAUUGCACCCUCUCAAAGAAAGAAAGAGGAUGAAUCUCAACUUGCUAAGAUCACUCGUGAUAGUGCAAAGAUAACGGUUGAGCAGGUUCAUGGUUUGAUGUCCCAGGUUAUAAAGGACAUUCUUUUCAACUCUGUCCGUCAGUCCAGCAGCAGGUCUAAGACAGAAUCAUCUGGUCCUGAACCCAUGAUUGAAACAUGAUGAUUGCCUCAUAGCAUUGAGGGAUUAUAAAUGCCUUACCUACCUCAUGUUAGUUAAAUUUUCUCUAAGCUAAAGGAUUAUUGAAGUUUUGUUUAUCUUUAUGAUAAUGUAAAUCUUUUGGUUGAUCGUUGUUGACUUAUCAUGGAGUUUUAGAUAUGGUUUUGGUAUUAAUACAACAAUUCAAACUUGUUCACAA
Cornus florida is the source of this 1384-nucleotide messenger RNA. Its product is annotated as COP9 signalosome complex subunit 5b-like. Gene Ontology annotation, cellular component: COP9 signalosome; cytoplasm. Gene Ontology annotation, molecular function: deNEDDylase activity; protein binding; metallopeptidase activity. The transcript is spliced from 6 exons. Bases 97 to 1188 code for a protein of 363 amino acids. Lineage: Eukaryota; Viridiplantae; Streptophyta; Magnoliopsida; Cornales; Cornaceae. The record is from RefSeq and is a predicted model, not a curated record. Gene Ontology annotation, biological process: protein deneddylation.